AUGCCUCCGAAGAAGAAUGCGGAUACUGCGUCCGCGAAACCAGCAGCUAAGGCUUCCGCGGCCAAUACCUCUACCAAAUCCGCGCCCAAGUCCGCAUCGAAGCCUGCUGCGACAGGCCGCGGACGCCCCAAGAAGACGGACACUGAAUCGGCACCCAAGAGCUCAGUGAAGAAGGAAGUGAAGGACACGAAGAAGGCGGCAAAGAAGGAGACUGCUGAGAAGCCGAAGACGACUGUUGAGCAGCCGAAAAAGACCAAGACCGUGGCCACGACGAUGUCUACAAGCGCGUCGAAGAAGCGCAAGGCGGAUGAGGAUGACGAGAAGCCUCGCGAGCCCAAGAAACCCCGCGUCAUCCGUGAGGCCAAGUCCAAGGUGGUCAAGCCGAAGGCCGCCGCUCCCAAGGUUGUCAUUAAUGAAGUGCCCACGACUCGCCUGAACGUGUUUGUCUGCGGCGAAGGCAGCUCCGGCGAGCUGGGACUGGGAGCCGCCAAAAAUGCCAUCGAUGUGAAGCGGCCGCGCUUGAAUAAAUUCCUGGACGCGCAGGAAGUGGGUGUGGUGCAGGUUGCAGUGGGUGGCAUGCACUGUGUGGCCUUGACCCACGACAACAAAAUCUUCACCUGGGGUGUCAAUGAUCAAGGCGCGCUGGGGCGCGACACUGCCUGGGAUGGUGGAUACAAGGAUAUUGAUGACGCUGCCAACAGCGACUCGGAUUCGGACGAUGAGGACAGUGGGUUGAAUCCCAAUGAGUCCACUCCCACUGCGAUUCCUGCGAACGCAUUCCCCAAAGGAACUGUCUUUGCCGCCGUCGCCGCUGCCGACAGCGCGAGCUUUGCUCUGACAAAUGAUGGCUUGGUCUAUGGCUGGGGCACCUUCCGGAGCAACGAUGGCAUCUUAGGCUUCGAUCCGGAGCACCGCGUUCAAACCACUCCUCUCCUCAUUCCCUCCCUGAAAAAGAUCAAGCAGCUGGCUUGCGGUGCCAACCACGUCCUCGCCCUGAACGACAAGGGUAGCGUGUUCUCCUGGGGCUCGGGCCAGCAGAACCAGCUCGGUCGCCGCAUCGUUGAGCGCAACAAACUUCACGGGCUGCAGCCUCGCGAAUUCGGGCUGCGCAAGAACAUCGUGCAUAUAGGCUCUGGCUCUUACCACUCCUUCGCGGUUCACGCGUCGGGUAAGGUCUUCGCGUGGGGUUUGAACAGUUUCGGUGCGACUGGUAUCCGAGACAAUGCUGGUGACGAUGAAGCCGCCAUUUCUCACCCGGUCGAGGUCGACUCCCUCUCGGGCCGGAACAUCACUCAGCUUUGCGGCGGCUCUCACCACUCUAUUGCCCGCACUGCCGAUGGCCAAUGCUUGGUCUGGGGCCGUGUGGAUGGCUACCAGACCGGCCUGAAGGUGGACUCUCUCCCGGAGGAUUCGAUUAUCAAGGAUGAACGUGGACGCCCCCGAAUCCUCAUCGAGCCCACCCCGGUUCCGGGCAUCAACGCCGUCGUGGUUGCCGCCGCUUCGGACCACUCGCUUGUCAUUGAUGCGGACGGUCGUGCUUGGUCUUGGGGCUUCUCAGCCACUUACCAGACCGGACAGGGCACUCAGGAUGACAUCGAAGUUGCCACGAAGAUUGACAACACCGCUACUCGUGACCGAAAGCUCAACUGGGCGGGCGCGGGUGGCCAAUUCUCUGUUUUCACCGAUGCGGCGAGCGUGUAG
Molecule: messenger RNA, 1701 nt
Organism: Penicillium canariense
Lineage: Eukaryota; Fungi; Ascomycota; Eurotiomycetes; Eurotiales; Aspergillaceae
Product: RCC1 domain-containing protein
Exons: 2
Coding region: 1-1701 (566 amino acids)
Cellular component (GO): cytoplasm
Molecular function (GO): guanyl-nucleotide exchange factor activity
Source: RefSeq, a predicted model, not a curated record